Molecule: messenger RNA, 13500 nt
Organism: Aethalodelphis obliquidens (Pacific white-sided dolphin)
Lineage: Eukaryota; Metazoa; Chordata; Mammalia; Artiodactyla; Delphinidae
Gene: BNC2
Product: basonuclin zinc finger protein 2
Exons: 7
Coding region: 673-4116 (1147 amino acids)
Biological process (GO): regulation of DNA-templated transcription
Cellular component (GO): nucleus
Source: RefSeq, a predicted model, not a curated record
GGCAUGUGGGAUCUUAGUUCCCCGACCAGGGAUCAAAGCCACAUCCCCUGCGUUGCAAGUGCAGAAUCGCAACCACUGGACCACCAGGGAAGUCCAGUGGACCACUUCUUUAGGAAAAUUAUCAGUUCUUAAGUUCCAGUGCAAAUGCUGCUUCUGCUUAGAAACUUUCUCUUCCCAUAUCAGCUGGAAGGAAUCUCCUUUUCUUAAGUCCUAUACAGUUUGGCCGCUACCUCUACUUAUCACGUUGUUUUAUUAAGGUUGUUUUUGUACAUGGCUUAUCUGUACUAGAUUGUACCUGGCUUAUCUGUACUAGAUUGUAAACUUCUCACGAGCAGGGACUAUGUUUUAACUUUCGUGUUCCCCACACCUUCUUGUAGUUGGCAAGUAGGGCUUUGAUCAGCAUUCCCUAACAGUGGCUAAAAGUGCUUAGUUUAAAAUAUGUCUUUAUAACACAUGGAAGAAAAGGGAGCUAGAAACUGAGCUAGUCAGGGCAAAAGUGUAUACAUUAUCAAUCAGCAAAUUAUUCACUUCUUCCCACUUUGUUACUUCCAUUCUCUCCAGGACUUAUUUAAUGGUUGGCUGCUGUCAGCCUUAGAGACUGUUAACUCUUAAAAAGUGUUUAGGUGGUCAGAGGAGUGGAUUUGCAAUUGUUUUUGGUUUUGAUCUGUUUUAAUGUACUCAGUGUCUCCAAAUAAUACUGUCUGCAGAGUAUGUGUAAUUUCCUUCCCAGUCUCUCAACAGGCAUGCCUAGCGCCCACUCCAAAUAGCCCUAGUCACAAGUCAGAGGAUAGGCUUAAUGAGCAGGGCGGGCAAGCAGCUUUCAGGAUCCCCUGUUGUGGGGUUGAUGCUGCUCAAGUUGAGUCAGAAGAGGCAGAAGUGGAUGUGAGAGAAAGAGAGACACAGAGAGACAGAGAGCCAAAGAGGGCAAGAGACUUGACUUUAAGAGACUGCUGUACUGACAACUCCAUGCAGUUCGGAACCAGAACGACUCCGGCUGAACCAGGGUUCAUGGGGACAUGGCAAAACGCUGAUACUAACCUCUUAUUCAGAAUGUCCCAACAGGUUCCAGUGGCAUGUGCUGGCAGAGUGCUGGGUGCAGACUUCUGCCCAAACCUGGAGGAGCCAGACCAGAGGCUGGAAGUCCAGGCCAUCCGCUGCACACUGGUGAACUGCACGUGUGAAUGUUUCCAGCCGGGGAAGAUUAACCUGAGGACUUGCGAUCAGUGUAAACAUGGCUGGGUGGCACAUGCCUUGGAUAAGCUCAGCACGCAGCACCUCUACCACCCCACCCAAGUGGAGAUCGUGCAGUCCAACGUGGUGUUUGACAUCAGCAGUCUGAUGCUCUACGGGACGCAGGCGGUGCCUGUGAGGCUCAAGAUCCUGCUGGACCGUCUCUUCAGCGUCCUGAAGCAGGAGGAGGUGCUGCACAUCCUGCACGGCCUGGGCUGGACCCUGCGUGACUACGUCCGGGGGUACAUCCUGCAGGAUGCUGCCGGCAAGGUGCUGGACCGCUGGGCCAUCAUGUCUCGAGAAGAGGAAAUCAUCACCCUUCAGCAGUUUCUGCGGUUCGGAGAAACCAAAUCCAUUGUGGAGCUGAUGGCCAUUCAGGAGAAAGAGGGGCAGGCCGUAGCUGUACCGUCUUCAAAGACAGACUCAGACAUCAGAACUUUCAUUGAGAGUAAUAAUCGCACCAGGAGUCCCAGCCUCCUUGCCCAUCUAGAGAACAGCAACCCUUCCAGCAUUCAUCACUUUGAAAACAUCCCCAACAGCCUCGCCUUCCUGCUGCCAUUCCAGUACAUAAACCCGGUCUCAGCCCCGCUGCUAGGAUUGCCUCCGAAUGGGCUGCUGUUAGAGCAACCAGGACUGAGGCUGCGGGAACCCAGCCUUUCGACCCAGAAUGAAUAUAACGAGAGCAGUGAAUCUGAAGUGUCUCCCACACCCUACAAGAACGACCAGACGCCCAAUAGAAACGCCCUGACCAGCAUUACUAAUGUGGAGCCCAAAACUGAGCCAGCCUGCGUGUCCCCCAUUCAGAAUUCCGCCCCGGUCAGUGAUCUGUCCAAAACCGAACACCCAAAAAGCUCAUUCCGGAUCCACCGGAUGAGAAGGAUGGGGUCAGCGUCUAGGAAAGGAAGAGUGUUCUGUAACGCGUGUGGGAAGACGUUCUAUGACAAAGGUACUCUCAAAAUCCAUUAUAACGCUGUUCACCUGAAGAUCAAACAUCGGUGCACCAUCGAAGGUUGCAACAUGGUCUUUAGCUCCCUCCGAAGCCGUAACCGUCAUAGUGCGAACCCUAACCCUCGCCUUCACAUGCCUAUGCUAAGGAAUAACCGAGACAAAGAUUUAAUUCGGGCCACAUCAGGGGCUGCCACCCCCGUCAUAGCAAGUACAAAAUCAAAUCUCACACUCACAAGCCCUGGCCGGCCCCCAAUGGGUUUUACCACUCCCCCACUAGACCCCGUCUUACAGAAUCCUCUCCCUAGCCAGCUGGUGUUUUCUGGGCUAAAGACUGUCCAACCAGUUCCUCCGUUUUAUAGAAGUUUACUCACUCCGGGGGAAAUGGUGAGUCCUCCAACCUCCCUCCCGACCAGUCCCAUCAUUCCAACCAGUGGUACCGUAGAGCAGCUCCCCCCAUUACCCUCUGAGCCAGCAGCGCCAGUAGUGAUGAUGGCCACUCAUGAGCCCAGUGCCGACCUGGCGCCCAAGAAGAAGCCCAGGAAGUCCAGCAUGCCUGUGAAGAUCGAGAAGGAAAUUAUUGAUACUGCCGAUGAGUUUGACGAUGAAGACGACGACCCCAAUGAUGGCGGAGCUGUGGUCAACGACGGGAGCCACGACAAUCACUGCCACUCGCAGGAGGAAAUGAGUCCAGGCAUGUCUGUGAAGGACUUUUCUAAGCAUAGCAGGACCCGGUGCAUUUCAAGGACUGAAAUACGAAGGGCCGACAGCAUGACUUCCGAGGACCAAGAACCUGAGCGGGACUACGAGAACGAGUCUGAGUCUUCGGAGCCCAAACUGGGUGAGGAAUCCAUGGAAGGGGAUGAGCACAUGCACGGCGAGGUGAGCGAGAAAGUCCUGGUGAACAGUGAGAGGCCGGACGAGAACCACAGUGAGCCCUCUCACCAGGACGUCAUCAAGGUGAAGGAAGAGUUUACAGAUCCCACUUACGACAUGUUUUACAUGAGCCAGUACGGACUGUACAACGGCGGGGGUGCCAGCAUGGCAGCCCUGCACGAGAGUUUUGCAUCAUCUCUGAAUUACGGCAGCCCUCAAAAGUUCUCCCCGGAAGGUGAUCUGUGUUCUAGCCCAGACCCCAAAAUCUGUUAUGUGUGCAAGAAGAGUUUCAAGAGCUCCUACAGCGUGAAGCUCCACUACAGGAACGUUCACUUGAAAGAGAUGCACGUCUGCACGGUGGCUGGCUGCAAUGCCGCCUUCCCCUCUCGCCGAAGCAGAGACAGACACAGUGCCAACAUCAAUCUCCAUCGUAAACUGUUGACCAAAGAACUCGAUGACAUGGGCCUGGACUCAUCGCAGCCCUCCCUUAGCAAGGACCUCCGGGAUGAAUUUUUGAUGAAGAUCUAUGGUGCCCAGCACCCCUUGGGGCUCGACGUCAGGGAAGACGCCUCCUCUCCCGCGGGGACAGAAGACUCCCACCUGAACGGGUACGGGAGGGGCAUGGCGGAGGACUACAUGGUCCUGGACCUGAGCACCACCUCCAGCCUCCAGUCCAGCAGCAGCAUCCAUUCCUCCAGAGAAUCCGACGCAGGCAGCGACGAGGGGAUCCUCCUGGAUGACAUCGACGGGGCGAGUGACAGUGGGGAGUCGGCGCACAAGGCCGAGGUCCCCACCCUCGCUGGCAGCCUCGGGGCUGACGUUUCAGGAUCUCUGAUGUUCAACAGCUUGUCCGGGAGCAAUGGUGGGAUCAUGUGCAACAUUUGCCACAAGAUGUACAGCAACAAGGGGACCCUGCGAGUGCACUACAAAACCGUGCAUUUGCGAGAAAUGCACAAGUGCAAAGUCCCCGGUUGCAAUAUGAUGUUCUCCUCUGUGCGAAGCCGGAAUCGGCACAGUCAGAACCCUAAUCUCCACAAAAACAUUCCCUUCACUUCGGUAGAUUAGUCUCAGAAAGGACACUACAAAUGCCAGCUCUCACCAGAUGGCCUACGUAUUUGAACUGCCAUAGUCAGUGUGUGCUUGUGUACUUGGGAUGGUGUGUGUGUAUAUGUGUGUGCGUAUACACACGUAUGCCUCUGUGUCUACAUAUACACACACACACACACACACACGUUUUCUUUUCUUUAGAUACAAAAAGAUAAACACUAGGUGCUUUUGAAGUUUUUUUCUCUUUUUCCUUUAUAGGUCGGAUCUUUCAUUUGGGGGUGAAAACAAAGUACCCUUUAAACACGUAUACACACAUCCACACAUAAAAGCGUGCAACUAGCCCAAAUUUUGACAGAAUAAUAAUUCCUGGUCCUCUCCAAAGAGACAAUUUGUUGUACCCAUGACUGUUGCCUGCAAAAAAAAUAAAAGGGAGGAACAAAAAGAAACAAAAAAGGAACUCCUUAUAGUUGUCUUUUGUGAACUUUAAGGUUUUGAGAGAAUCUUCAAUUAAAGCAUGGCAGAUUCACCUGUAAAUAUUUAGCCUUGAGAGGCCAAUGAUGUAAAACAGUUGUAUUGAUGGUUGUUUAGCUCUUUUGUUUAAUUUUUUACAGUUACAUCAGCUGUUAGAUAUACAGGAAAAAAAAAAAUAGUUUGCUGGCUAGCUCUAUUCAUUUAUGUUAGCAUUAAUGCACAUUUUUUAAGGAAAAAAAAAAAAACAUGGUCUUGUUUUUACUACCUGCUAGAUAUAGUGAUAAAGAGGUGCUGGCAUGCCUUACAGCACAGAUCUGAUUUUUUAAAAUGUCCUGUACUAGUACAUAAAUCCAGUCAUGCACUUUUUUUCAUACACUACAAGGGGAUGUGUAAUAUCCAUGCUUCUUUUUUAUCCUUAAACUAUUGCCAUACUUCGAGUAAGUGUCUUUUUAAAAAAAUUCACUUGUAUAAAAAUGGUCUGGUCAGUAUAGGGCACAAAUGCCAAACAAAAGUAUUAGUGUUAACACAAAACUGCCAACUUUGCACAAGUUUCCAGAAAAGAAAAUACAAUUAGUCACUCAACAUAACCACAGGCCAAUUUGUCGGCCACCAGAAAACCGCUUUAGAAAAAAACACUUGGUGAUUCAAGUGCCGAAUGUUAUUACAAUCAACACUGCAACCUUCUUGCUUAUAUGUUAAGUUACAUAAAAGGAAAACAAAAUUAUGUGGUGUGAAACAGCUAAGGCAUUUAUUCUUUAGAGGCUGGAUAAUAUUUCAGGAUACAAAAGCCCAAAUUACUCACUAUGGAACAAAGCUGAAUCCAGUAAGAGUUGAGCACUCAUUCGCAAGGACCUAACCCUUAAUCCUUUAAAAAGACAAAGUCUGAACUGGGUUGGUCUGUUGUGUGGCUAUGUAAUUCACUGCACGUUCCGCAGUAGUACUCCGAUUCAGGCGGGUUUGAGAGACAAAAUCAAAGACCUUUAAGAGCGGCAGCAGCAGUACUUGGAAGCUUUGCAAACAUGUGCUGAACUUGAACUAAGCAACACUCCUUUCUGAAAAGCCAGAAGAAGGGGGUUUAAAAUAGGAUCUCUCACUGUUCAGUGUUUUGUGUUUCCCCACACGAUUUGUCAGAGAGAAAUGAAAGCAAGCCUGAAACCAAGCAAUCGAGAGUGAGAAAGAGGAGGGGAGAGGAUUCUCCAAACCUUUUUUGUUGUGUUUUGUUUUGUUUUGUUUCCGAUGUUUACACAUGUUGCCUGAGCUGGUUUACCACAUCAGCAGCCUCAGCUACCACAACAUACUGACUAAAUGAUGAUAUUUACUCAAGUUCAGUCUGCAGCCAAAACCAUUAGGGUAUGAGCUGCAGACUGUGUUUUGUUGUCUUUUUUUUUUUUUUAAGUGGAGGGGGGAAAAAAGAGAUAAACAAGGAAUAUUUUGUCAAACAGUACCCAGUAAUUUAAAGAGAAUGUAUUUCUUUUCUGCAUUUAAGGGCAUCAAACAUUUCUCUCAGCAGUCUAAAAGUUAGAAAUACCCCCUCUGUCUUAACUUUUAAUGUUAUUUCCAUUUUUCCUGUUUUGUGAGUUUCUUUCUAGGUUCACAUCAGCAUUCACUUCCGUUAAAUUUGCCAAAGGAAACUGUUAAUAUGUUUCUUUUUAUUAUUCCUGUAGGAUUUAUCCUACCUCACAGUAUUUAUUGUUUCCAAAAAUAAGCAUCGUUAGUUGAGGAUUCAGUAUUUUUCUUUGUGAAAAUUUCACAAAUGAUAGAUUCUUAAAGAUAAGCUAGAUGUGUCUAGGGGCUUUAUCUUUUCAUCUCCUUCAGAGCAUGCUAUGGGGUUCAUUUAAUUCUUCAUCUGUUCUACAGUGAGGAGAGACCAAAAGUAUUUGCAGUACAAAAGAAAUUAUAUCAGACACUAUGUCUGUUAAAUGACAAAUGUUUACGGUGAAAAAAGCUGAGGAAUUAGUGCUAACCAUUUUUGUUUUCUUGUACCUUUGAAUUCCCCAAAGUCUUAAUUGCUUUAUUUUGGUGUUGUGUUAAACUGAAUAGACAGAGAUGUUUUCCUUUGUUUUAUACCAUAUAAGACUCUGUACAGUAUGUUUGUGAAAGACUGAACUAGAAUAAUGAAAGUUUGUUUGCAAACAUUUUGGUUCUCUUAGCAUUCUCUGUGUUGCUGCUGUUGCCCUAUUAUCCAAAUGAUUCGAUUCCAAAAGAGUGGAAAAAAACAUAUUUUUGGUAUCCCAACAAAAGAUUAUGGAAACACUAGCUUUGGGAGUGUGCUAGACUAAAUGACACUUCGUUUUAUGAAAAUAACAAAUUUUCAGCCAUUUUUAACAGUUACACUCUAGGUUGAAAUAUUAGAACUCACCUUGUACAAAAAUCAGUGUUUACUCUGUUUAAUUUAAUGUCAACUAAAAGGUCAAAGAGCCCUAAUGAGUGAAUUACAUAGCUGUCAGCAGGUCACAGCAAACGAACCAGGCUUAGAACAAUGUUUGUUACUUGCCACAAACCAGGCUAGUGUGGAUAGCCAGUUAGAACAAGCCCAGAAGUGACAGGAUUCUCAAGGUAGAAGUUCCCUUGCUCAGAGCAUGAAUGUGUUCACCUGCCUUUUGUUGGAGAAAUGGCAGGGAGUCCUGGACAACUUGCCCUUUUGGAGUCUCUCCCCUUUGCUACUAUUGUGCCUCAGGUGCCCACAUGUUAUGGUGGCCUUCUAAGUGGGUGUAUAACAUUUUCCAAUUUAAAGCCUAUUUGCUUAAAAGGGACAGGGGGAGUGGACGGAAGUGGUCCAUAAGAUGGAGAAUCAUGAAAUGUACAUUUCUUUUAGUCCCCCAGUGUUGCUUGUUCUUGGGUGUGUGCCUGAGUGCAUUGUUUGGGCUUAACUCUGAAUCUAGUUAAGAUGGUGAUCUCAAGGCUUAUUUGUAAACGGGAAGGAUAAAGAGAUCAGCAUUUUAACCACUGACCCCUUCAUCUUUGCCCACUCGUACUCAUUUCUUUUUUCAUAGGAGUUUCCUAUUGUGAAACAGGUUCUGUUCAGCUGCAUCCAUUCUAUGCCAGCUGAAAAAGGAAUAGGGAUGCAGCUUUUUUAUCCAAGCAGCCUUUUCCCAUUUGAUUGAUUUUAACCAGCAUUUUGUCACAGGUACAAAAUUGGGCAGUAUUAUUAAUGUGCAUGUUUGCUAGGUGGUGUUGAAAUGUACUGUUUUGAUCAUUUUAAACUGUGUGUUUGUAAAUAUCAGAAAGGCUUAGUCUGCUUUAGGGAGUAUCUGUGUGUUAUGGAGGGGGACGACACAGAGCAAGAAUAGAUAAUUUGGUUUUAAAAAUGUGAUAAAAAGCGGGACAUUCUUUGUUCUGCUAUUAAUUGUAUUGAAAUAAGUCAAUGCAUUUCAGAUCUUAGUCCGGCCGCCCAGUUCAGCCUGAUGCCUUUUAAAGGUUUCAGGGUGUUAAUGUUUUCCUUCUCAAGGUGACAAACAUCUUUUGAAAUUGUUUUUAGCACAAUGGCGCCACUGUCCUUGUAGUGUAAUUUCUUUGGUCGUGAAUUUCCAGGCCCUUCCAGUAAGAGGAGAAAGGCACUUAAGUGGUCAAUAGCCUGUUAGUAUAUACAUUGCUCUUUAAAAAAAAAAAAAAAAAAGCAAGCUUUGAAUAUAUCAAGAAUGGGCUGGCUCUUCCAGAGGCAUUCUCCUCAUUUUACUGAGGGGAAACCAUGCGCUGGGUUCCCACCAAAUAAAAAGUGACCUUUUGUUCCCCUUCCUCUGUACACACCCCUGACGUGUGCCAAGCAAAUGAGAAAGGGGGCCCUUGGCAAUUAAAACAGAAAGAGGCCAGUAAUCAGAUUGAGACGGACAUGCUGCUAACUGCCAACAGUUGACCUGAGCAGUCCUAACUUGCACUUGGUCUUUAGCGUUGGGUUAGAUUGACUAACAGAGUGAAUAAAGUUCAGCCCUCGUAAGACACGCUCCAUCUGCUGUCAUCAGAAACAGAUCAUCCAGAAGAAACCUUUGAGCCUGUGGACACACUCCUUUUCUUGAACUUUUCAAAAUUAGGACAAAUUUCAGGGUUUUUAAAAAUCACUUAUAUUCCCCCAAACUUGGAAUAUUUAGAGGAUUUUGCUUUUCCCUCUCAUUCUUUGUCUAAUGGGAGGGGUCUAAAUGAGUACGGAGGGCAAUAAAAGGCAGGUGCCAAAGAGACUGGAGGGAAUCACAGUUCUUUAAAGCAGAGUGAGGGAUAUUAAGUAGAGGAUUCGUACCCGCCCUGGCUUGAAGGUAACCAGAAAAGAAAAUAGUGAAGGCACUGAAACAGUCACGAGAAAAGUCUGGUGCAGCUCAGCCUAGCAGCCAGUGAGAGCACAUCGAUGCAGUGCCCCCCAGAGCUCCCCAUGACCAGGUGCAUCACUGAACCCCAGUCUGAGGAGGGAGGGAGGAAGAAAGGAAGGCUGCUGCCUGGAAUAGCUCAAGUCCCUUUCGGAUCACGGGAGCCAACUAGGGCAGUUGUGGAGGGGCUGUUCUUUUUUUCUUUUCUUUUCUUUUUUUUUGGAGUGGAAAGUGAUGCUAGAGUCCCUUAGGGAACAAAAAGAUCCAUUGGGUCAGCUAGGUCCUAGAAAAGUCCAAUGGUCAAACCAAGCUCUAGUUGUGACAAGUGGAGUUGAAGGGCGUGGUAGCCAGCACGGAUCUGUUCUUUCUCCAUCAUUUCUGUGGCUUUUUGCCCCCAUAGCCGUGCUAGUGAUGCUAUGUGGCUAAAAAUCUCUUGAUCAGAAUGUGAGCUCAUUCACCUUUCUACGAAGCAUAAAAGUAACUUUUCUGUUUUCAUAUUUUCCCUCCAAGCUGAACUGUGUGUGGUAGGUAGCCUUGCUUAUGUUAGCAUUAAGGCCAUAUCUGGUCUGUCCUAAACGUAUUUCCCUAUUUCCUAUAGUUGGAGAGUUGCUCACUGUAAACAUUAAUUUUCCGUUAGUAUUACGUAAAUCCAGCUGUAAAACUGACUAGUGAAUUAAUCUAACAUCACUCUUGCCCAGACACCCAUCCUUUCCUGUGUCCUCCCAUCAUCCUCAUUCUUCCCACAUUUUGCACAAAAAUGAUGUUUAUGGUCAUUCGGCAAUAACUGGACAUCAAAUAGUGUCUUUUUGGCAUUUGUUGAAAAAUCCAAAUGCCUAAUCACAGGGGUUUUAAAAAAAAACCUAAGCAUUUUUACAAGUACACUGAAUUGGAUCAGCAUUAUUGUUCAUUAUAAUGCUAUAUAUUUUUUUGAAGUAACGUACUAUAGUUGUCAUAAAACUAUCUUUAUUCUCCUCUGAAGUGUUGUAAAUUCAUUUGACCUUUACUGCAAAAAAAAAAAAAAAUCUUUUCUAUAUAGUGUAUCAAGACAAGGCUCAGUUUGUAACAAAUAGUGGAGGGUUACAAAAGAGGAAGGGAAAAAGCCAGGCUGAGCAUCGAGAAGCUUCAGUUCAAUUUCACCUCAUAUCUUUCUAAUAACUUACUUGUCACUUUAUUACCUUCCAGUAAUGUGAACGCUGCUGACAAGACUGUCACACUAACAGCAGACAACACCCUCUCUGCUUCAGCUCCAGGUCUCCUGGCUACUUAUUGCCCUGGCCCUGAAGGGACACAAACUAAUAGUGUGCUUUCCAGUUCAGCACUUGGCCAUCAAAUAUAAAAGGAUGCGUAAUUGCCUGUUUAUCCCUUGUGAAGGGGAAAUUGAGUACAAGGGCUAGGCUUUCCCACUGAGUUCCCUGAUGUACACACAUUCACAGUCUCUCUCUCUCUCUCUCUCUCUCUCUCUCUCUCUCUCUCUCUCUCUGUCUGUCUCUCUCCCCCCACCCCCUUCUCCUCCCAGCACAUGAGCCCGUACACACACCCACUAAACUGUAUCUUUGGUAAGCCCAAAGCUGCCUCAAGGUGCCCUCUCCAGCUAUUAAGUGGACAGUAACAAGACUACUUCUUAAGGGUCAGUAGAGAGAUGCUGACUUUGAUGGCAUCCUUUGAGUCUUUGGAAACUUAAGUAUUGCAAUUCCAAGCCCAUGCAUUUUGGGAGUACUGGGUGUGGCCCUAUAAUGAGAGCACAGUUUCUGCAAGUCAGUGACAAAAGUGGUAUUAGAUCGCCCCAUAUUCUGUAAGGAAAGCAUUAAAAUGUUUUUCCUCCCCUUCAAAAAGUGCACGUGUUGUAACAAAUUGGUUGUGCGUGGUGGUAAAAAAAAAAAAAAAAAAAAAUUUUUUUUUUUCUUUUUUAGUUUUGACGCCCAACUGUUAGUCUGAAUGAACACGUGUCUUGCCAUGAGAACCUCCAAAUCCAUAGUGUAACAAGACAAAUUCACCUUUGUUUUGUUUAAUUGGACUGACAAUCUGAAAAAAAUAAUAAGGCACGGGGACUUUGACUUGAAUCACUAAAACAGAGACCACCCUAUACGUAAAAGUAAAUUCUCCACUUUGGGAAAAUUUUGGUAAGUACAAGCGCGUGAGCUUUACGAAAUCAAGUGACUAGGGGACAAAAGGUACAAAGGAAGAUCACAUGAAAGUGUUAUCUUCCCAAACAUCUUGAGCCUGAAAAGCAUGUAGGUAUUGGCUGCUAUUUUUGUAUAUUAAACUACUUAAAGGAUGGUAAAAGGUGGCUAGUUGGUGGCUAAAUGAAGUGCGACAUCUCUGUGUGCAUCGUCCUUGGGGAACUAGGGGACUCCAUGCUUCCUUCUAACCCUCCAGCAGCAGGUCUGUUAGAAGCUGAUGACCCGCCCCCCAACCCCGCUUUGAACAGUCACAUUUCAAAUCUAUUUGUCAACCCACUAAGAUACAGGUGGGUGUCACCUUUGAUACUAACUUACGCAAAGAGACAAGUGGCAGAUUUAGGGACAGACGACUUACCAGGUCUGUGUUGACAAACCCGUGCUAAAAUAAUUGCAUUAACCACUUAGGACUGGGAAGAAAAGCACUUUGAGUAAAGGAUUCUUGGGGUCAGAGAAAAAGCAGUUGAUGUUUUUUGAAGUUCCCCCAGUAUGUAUAUAUUACAAUCAUUUAGCAAACAUCUUAAGAGAAUCUUAAUUAAAAAUUCAGCUGCCAGAAUUGCACAGAUUCUGCUAACUAAUAUGACCUUUCCCCCACCCUUUAAAUAACAGGGAUGCUUAAGGACACUCCCAAUUAUUUUAAUGUGUUUCUAGCUUCCUUUUUUUUUUAAAGACUCUUUGAAGGGAAGGAAGAGCAGAAAAAGAUAUUUUAACAAGAAUGGAGAGAAGUAGAUAGUAUAAAACUAUAUUUCUUGAAGAGAGAAUAUCUAAGCGUUAUACCGAGAGUUUAUAAGGCUUCCUGUUGCCAAAUGUGAUGCUGAAAUAAUGCACAAGUAAGAUGGCAAAUCGAUCCAUUAUGAACCGGCUCUGCCCACUUCUGUUACGGAAUGCAAGGACUGAGAGGUGACUCGGGGCGGGGGCGGGGCGGGGGGUGGCCCUGGAUGUGUGCGAGAGCUCCACUCAUCUGGCCCUGGAAAUGCUUUCCACAAGAAGGGGAGAAAAGCCCAGCCCGCUUGGUAGUCCCCCGCUGCAAGGUGAGCUGACCUGGCGCUGUUUCCACAGGAGACAGGCUGCCCGUCCUUUCCAUGCUAGGAGACAGAGCAUCCCCCUGCCCUGCCUGUGAAUCAGUGCCGUAGCCAUGAGAAGCGGUGAUUCACGAGGUAUGAUGCUCUUGACUCCCAGACAACGUGCUGAGUUAGUAGGUUCACUUGAGAUGCAUAAACCAAGGUUGAAUUUUUUUUUUCAUUUAGUACUCAAUUUGGAGCAUUUUUGCAUGUCUUUGUACAGAGCAAUCCAUUCCUCUCAUUGCCCAUCUUAAUCUCCCCUGAGUUUUCCAUUAUAUUUCCACCCCUGCCCUUUCUUCCUCUGAUCUCACCCACCCCUUAAAAAAAUUCUUUUCUGAAGCAAGAAGGUAGAACACUCCCUCCCUCACCCGGAUUUUGAUGGCUUAUGGAAACAUUUGUGUGUUCUACCCUGUCCAGGGUUUACAUAACGUGGAUUAAGUGAAUGAGAUGUUCUAGCAUUAUAUAUUAAGCUUAUAUGACUAAGAUUUAUAAUAUAUGGUGCUCUCACUUUCCUGUGCAAACUUUGGUUCAGCUGCCCUGCAGAAAAGUCUUACCAUUUUCCUACCAGUGCCAGUACGAACAAGGGCAGGAUUGCUAAACGUGGGUAUCUGGAGGUCUGAGGGGUGAGGGAAGGCGGAGAAACCAGGAGAAGACUUUGGUGUGAGGCCUCCCUGGGCCUUUCCUCAAAGGUGGAGGCGAGUUGGGGCUUCAGGAAAGAAAGCUCUCCGUUCUCUACUGCUCUUCAGGGACUAGGCCUUUUGGAACUAGCAAGACCCCUCACCUGGUUGAGAGAACGCCUAACUUUCUUAUUCACCCCAAACCCACUGGUGUGUCUCGCUAACAAAAACAUUUGACUCAACCUGCCUAUUUGACAGCAAAAUUGGCCCAAGGGAAUUGAAAUAUCUUAAGGAAAAGAAUUUUCUCCAAGAUACAUCCUCUCCCUCCUCCCAGAGUUUGGGGGUUUAUGCUUUUUUCGUUUCUCUUCUCCUCUGCAUCAGACCAGCCUCUCUGCUCAGCCUGCCACAGAACCAAAGUUUGCACUACAAAAGGGCGCAGCACCAAGGGACGGGGACAGCUUGCAUCACCCUGAUCUAAUCAUUGUGACGUCGGUAGCUUCGUAAAUACUGUAUGUACCUUGAACAAGGGUUUUGUUUUUGUUUCGUUUUUGGUUUUGCUUUUCGGUUUGUUUUUAUUAGUAGUCUGAGGGAAUUAAAAGUUUUUAUUUGCUAUUUCUUUUGUUGUAUUUUCUGUACUAUAACUGUCUACAGUAUGUCUUUUGCAUAAAAUGCAUAAGGGUUUGGGGAUGUAAAUGGAAUUUUAUUCAUAUUUUGUCCAAAUACCUCUUGUAAUUUGUAUCAAAAUUCUUGUACAAUUUUUAUAUUAAAGAUUUAUCACUGA